UAUCUGCUUUGUAUCUGGUUUUUAGUCUAUAUAGAACUUAAUGUAACUGUACCUUUUGCAAGUUGCAAUCAACCUCUAGUCCCAUGCAGUUAUGUUCAAUAUGCAGCAGCAAAAGGUGAAAAGAUGUGGUUAAAUUGGUUAUUCAGUCAAAAUGUGUGGAUUCAUUUUACAAGUCUUGCAAUAUUAUAUCCUCUUUAUUUAACUACUGCUUCAUCAACCAAUUGAUUGGGUGACCUAAAGUGCAACAGUUUAGUUACUCUUAUGGUUAUAUCAUUGCUGCUAUAUUUGUUGCCCUUGCCAUGCCUUAUGAGAAAGCCAGGCAGACCAUCCUGUGUUCAAGUCAAGAUGAGAACCUCUAUCUCUCUCUCUUUUUUAGAGAAAAACCUGAUCCAGUCUUCAGCAGAUAAGGAAUAAACAGUGAUGUGGUUGCCAACUUGUCAUGGUCGUAAGCUAUCUAAUUCUAGGUUGCCAUGAAUGCAGUCCCUGCCCUCAUUCCUCUAUAGCAGGGCAAGAGGCUUGUCUCGGUUCAAUGAGCAACAGUCCUAGAGGCAGAGUUUGGGAACAUGUCUCGCUUCAAUUAUUGCAUGGCACUGUCAGAACUGCAUGGACAGCUCCCCAUUCUAUUAACAGGGACCUCAAUCUUCAACACCUACAAAUCCCCUUCUCUUUAGGCUGCUGAAAAUUCAUAUAUGAUGAUGAUACUGAAGCCCCCCUUUGUCAUGUUCAGUCUGUAAAAUGAGGCGCAUAGUUCUUCUUCCAACACAUGAAGCAUGUGAAGUUCAACCAGAAAGUUUCCUGUUUGCAUAAAUGCUGAACAUCGGAGUGAGGGAGUAGCUGGAUCAAGUGUCAAGCAGGAGGUUGAAAAUUGAAAUUGCCAAAAGCAGAUGUCUUUUUCAGAAUAAAUUGGGUGGAGUAGUAGGGCCUUGGCCUUUGAUGAACAUUCAAAACUGUGUCCACAGGUUCACGAGCAUUUGUUGUGAUAAAAUAGCAGCCCCAUGUGGGCAGAGCCACCUCCAUGCCGAUAUUAUGGAGCAUGAAUGGCCAUUCAAGGCUAGUACUAGGGAGGUCUGGAAAUGAAAAAAAUUGGAACAAAGAAAAGUUGAUAUUUCACAAUCAAGUUUUAACUAUCUGUAAUGUUUCUGGUUAUCAUAUCAAGUUUUCUCUCUGUCUUCUUUGUUGAUAUGUAUAUAUAAUUAGACUCCUCGGGGCUGUUCCACCAUCUCAAAAGACAUGGAGGAAUCGAUCGACUCAUCUCUGAGCAGCUCACGCUGUUGCUCAGAGGAGAGUGGAUGGACCACGUACUUGGAGGACUUCAUGGCAGCAGAGGAGAAAUCACAGGUGGCGAGUUGCUCUUCCACCAUUUGGGAUGCUGCUUCAGCUUCAACAAGAGCAGUUGAUGUAGCAGUGUCAACAGAGUGCAGAAAACUGAGACUGACGUGGGAGAAGGACGAUGAUUCUUUGCAAGAUACUGCCUCCUCAUCGUUCAACAGUUCCAAGGCUGCUGAAAUCGAUCACACAACAACCAAGGUUAUGAAUGAUCAAGAACUUAAAGAAGUUGAAGAUGGAUUUAAUUUUAUUGACGGAACAGAUGGACCCAAGAAUGCUUGUUUAGUUCCAUGUCAGUACAUUACCUCUAGGAGGACAGACCAUUGAUUUGGAUAAUCAACAGACAUGGGAACUCUUGUAUCGAUUCUAUCAAAAUUGUGCAUAAAACUGUGAACUGUUAAUAAAUCGGUCAGUAUAAAACCGAUGGAAAUUGUAAAAAUGGGUUGAAUAAUAGACUAUAUUGUUGCAAA
This is a messenger RNA of Zingiber officinale, 1796 nucleotides long. Its product is annotated as vascular-related unknown protein 1-like. The transcript is spliced from 3 exons. The record is from RefSeq and is a predicted model, not a curated record. Lineage: Eukaryota; Viridiplantae; Streptophyta; Magnoliopsida; Zingiberales; Zingiberaceae. Bases 1231 to 1653 code for a protein of 140 amino acids. Gene Ontology annotation, biological process: xylem development.